Messenger RNA from Brenthis ino (lesser marbled fritillary), 570 nucleotides. Lineage: Eukaryota; Metazoa; Arthropoda; Insecta; Lepidoptera; Nymphalidae. The record is from the annotation of a GenBank genome assembly.
AUGGGGUGCAAGUUAUCUCAGCUAGCGGCUUCUGAGUUCACUCACGACCCUUUCGACCGGCCGCCUCCAGCAUCUGAUCCUCGAUCACCUCUCACUGCUAAGCAACAAUACUGUAUAAUGGCCUCAUGGAAAGGCAUUUUCAGACAAAUCGAGAAGACUGGCAUUAUAUUGUUUGUCAAACUAUUCGAGGAAAACGAAGAACUGAUGCACCUUUUUGAGAAGUUUCGUGAGCUUCGCACCAAGGAAGCUAUAGUAUCGUCUGCAGAACUAGCAGAGCACGCUACUAAGGUGAUGCACACCCUUGACGAAGGCAUCAAGGGGCUGGCUGAUAUGGACGCUUUCUUCACAUAUGUUAGACAUGUUGGUGCUACUCAUCAACAAGUACCAGGAUUCAAGGCGGAGAACUUUAUGAAAAUUGAGCAACCUUUUUUGGAGGCGGCAAAAACUACUUUAGGUGACAGAUACACCCCGAACAUCGAGAAUAUAUACAAAAUGACCAUACGAUUCAUAUUAGAGAACCUAGUCAAGGGCUACGAAGAUGCGGGAAAAGAAAACGGGACGACCGAAACU